This is a messenger RNA of Dendrobium catenatum, 1540 nucleotides long. Its product is annotated as AMSH-like ubiquitin thioesterase 3. Gene Ontology annotation, biological process: protein K63-linked deubiquitination; protein K48-linked deubiquitination. The record is from RefSeq and is a predicted model, not a curated record. Gene Ontology annotation, cellular component: membrane; endosome. Gene Ontology annotation, molecular function: metallopeptidase activity; protein binding. Lineage: Eukaryota; Viridiplantae; Streptophyta; Magnoliopsida; Asparagales; Orchidaceae.
UUCAUUCCUAGGUGAAAAAUAACUCCGUCACGCUCGCCCGUACUUUUGCAGCCGAACGCGGCACUGGAAAUCCAUUCCGGCGGAACAAAGCUGGAAAUUCCCGUCUUCGUUCAUGCCCUCAACCAUCUCUAGCUAUACACGCCACCAGCGAUUUCUCCCUUUAGAAAGUUUGAGAUAGAUAGAUAUGACGACGGAGAGCUGGCGAGGGAUGCUGGCGGCGGGCAAGGCGAGGUCUGCCGUGCGGGCGAUCAACAUCAAUGCUUCGGCGCAAAAGGUGGAGGUCGACAACCGGAUCUCACUGGACUAUUAUUAUCGGAUAGCCGAAAAUCUACUCCGGCAGGCCAGCAUAUAUAGGGAGGAGAAGAAUCUCAUUGAUUUGUAUAUCAUACUCCUUAGAUUUUCAAGUCUGAUGUGUGAAACAAUACCUUCACAUCGAGAUUAUCAGAUCUUGCUUUCAAAAGAGAAAGCUGCAUUUAGGAAGAAAUUGCUUGAUGUUAUUAAUGAGCUAGAAGCUCUAAAGCCACUUGUGCAACAUCAAGUUGAUGAAAUCAAUAAGGGGAGUACGCAUCAAACUAUUGGAUUGGACAAGAAUUCUUUUGAUCCUGGUAGAAAGCAGCUCUCCUCAAGUUCUUUUUCCAUGCAGCCGCCUUCGCGAUUUGCAUCUGAUUUAUUACAGAAGAAGACUAUGGAAAGAAAUGAAGUUAAAUGGUCUGAGAAUCAGAUGGACAUGCAAUUUAAGAAAUUGACCCUUAAUUUGCCAUAUCCAAAGGAAGAAACAUUAUCCAAACACUCCAUUUUAGGCCCUGAUGGGCUUCAAGGACAGUGGAAAGGACCUAUUUCUGGUAUUAGGGUUCAAUAUCCCAGCUACGUUGACUUGGCACAGAGUGAAACUCCUGGGUUAAAUCAGGGGGAGCCUCACGACCCUGCCAUUUUGCCAAAUAGCUAUUUAAAAGGAAGAAACUCUGUUAUGGAUUCUGUUCUAUCUCUUGAUGAUGGAAGUUGGCCAAUUUCUGGUGAAGGGUCCUGUUCUUUGGCCACAAAUACUACAGAAGAAGAUUUUUUACAGUUGAAUAUUAGACAACCAUCUAUUCCUCCUGUUUUUGCUGAGGUCCACUCAGAGUCAUGUUCUAUAUCUCCAUCAAAAGUGGCAGAUCCGAGACCAGGGCUGCCAAAACUUUCACAUGAGGGAGAUUCUAAGACAUAUCAGAAAUUACAUGUACCUGUACAAAUGUUGGAAUGUUUCUUGAAGCUUGCUGUGGGAAACACCACAAAAAAUCUAGAGACAUGUGGAGUUCUUGCAGGCUUACUAAAAAACAGCACGUUUGUUGUGACAACACUAAUAAUCCCAAAGCAGGAGUCAACAUCUGAUUCGUGUCAGACAACCGAUGAGGAAGAGAUAUUUAAUGUUCAAGAUGCGCUCACUAUUUCCACUUGGCUGGAUUCAUACACACCCAACACAAACCUGCUUCAUGUCAUCAAUCGAUCUUCACACUCAUUAUUCCUAUCAGGUAAUGAUGGAAAGUAAAAGAUUUUCUUGCCG